ACUAUUUGUGGCUAGAUGGCGCUGUAUGAAAUAGUCCAAAGAUCUUUUUAUUUAUUUAAUAUUUUUCAGAGUCUAUUGCCGCUUCUGAAACAAGCGGCUGAGGCGAACAGCGACAAGCCAUUGGGCGCGACGCGAGCCGCCGUCAUCAACAUGAGCUCGGUGCUGGGCUCUAUCGCGCAAAAUGACCAAGGCGGCUUCUAUCCCUACAGAUGUUCAAAGGCAGCUCUCAACGCGGCAACAAAAUCCAUGAGCAUAGACCUAAAGAAAGAAGCGAUACUGGUGGCUUCCAUGCACCCCGGAUGGGUGAAGACCGAUAUGGGUGGCAAGAACGCGCCGCUAGAUGUCGACUCUGCCGUCAGCGGAAUAUUCGCCACGAUCGAGAAGUUGGGCGAAGCGGACACGGGGAAGUUUGUGCAGUACGACGGAACUGAACUGCCUUGGUAGUUUAGAGCACAAAAUGUAGCGGCGAAUCCAGCUUAUUAUUCUUGUACCAAAAAUAUUUUUAUACUAAUUAGCACAAGCAAAAUAUUUAAAAAGUUCAACUUAAGUAAAAUCAAAUAAGCAUUUAGGUGUCGCAAAUAAAGGGAUGAUUUUUUAA
Messenger RNA from Ostrinia furnacalis (Asian corn borer), 598 nucleotides. It is a transcript of the gene sni, whose product is annotated as SDR family oxidoreductase sniffer. NCBI's taxonomy places the organism in Eukaryota, Metazoa, Arthropoda, Insecta, Lepidoptera, Crambidae. The transcript has 2 exons. Gene Ontology annotation, cellular component: cytoplasm. The record is from RefSeq and is a predicted model, not a curated record. Gene Ontology annotation, molecular function: carbonyl reductase (NADPH) activity. Bases 16 to 444 code for a protein of 142 amino acids.